This is a messenger RNA of Ilyonectria robusta, 1803 nucleotides long. RefSeq names its product chaperonin 10-like protein. Bases 330 to 1616 code for a protein of 428 amino acids. Lineage: Eukaryota; Fungi; Ascomycota; Sordariomycetes; Hypocreales; Nectriaceae. The transcript has 3 exons. Gene Ontology annotation, molecular function: zinc ion binding; L-iditol 2-dehydrogenase (NAD+) activity. The record is from RefSeq and is a predicted model, not a curated record. Gene Ontology annotation, biological process: D-sorbitol catabolic process.
CGUUGUCUGUUCAGAGAUAGGCCCCUUGAUUACCAUCUCUCAUCUUGGCUUCAAGCAUCCCACGUCCUCGCAAGCUCCAUAUCCCACGUUCUGCCUGUCUAUUUCCUCUGCAAUCCAUCGACUAGCACAUUAAGGACGCCUCCGAGAGCCAUCCCAGCCCCAACCCCCACGCACCGGACUGCUCCCACUCACCAGUCUUUCCACUAGCCAAUCCCAUCCGCCUAAAACACCCCAAUAGGCAAUCAGCCAAGCCAUCGACUGAGCCUUUGUCUCCAUCUCCAUCAUCAUCCCACUCUCAUCCCACGCUUCCAGCGUCACAAUUACUCGCCAUGGCCCCAGCUGCUACGGGGGAAUUCGCGCCAACGCAUCUACCCGCUUUCAACAUGAAGCCGGUCUCAAUCAGUGCCUCCGUCUUGCAUGGUCCCCGGGAUCUGCGAUUGGAAUCGAGAACUAUUGAAGCCCCAGGGGCGGAUGAGCUGCAGAUUGCCAUUAAAGCUACUGGUAUUUGUGGGUCGGAUGUUUCCUACUACAAGAAGUUUGCAAACGGCGAUCUCUGUGCCUGUCAUCCCCUAUCUCUGGGCCAUGAGUCGUCAGGCGAGGUAGUUGCCAUUGGACCUCAGGUCAGCGGCUUCAAAAUCGGGGAUCGGGUUGCGCUUGAGGUUGGUGUUGCCUGCGGUCAGUGUGGCAUCUGCCGUAAAGGUCGAUACAACCUCUGCAAGAAGAUGCGAUUCAGAAGCAGCGCCAAAAGCUACCCUCACUACCAGGGCACGCUCCAGGAGCGAAUCAACCAUCCGGCUGUGUGGUGCCACAAGCUGCCCGACAAUGUCUCGUAUGAGGCCGCUUCUCUCCUUGAGCCCCUGUCCGUGGCCAUUCACGCGGUCAACCGAGCCAGACCAGAGCCAGGGUCUACAGCACUGGUCAUCGGAGCUGGCACCGUUGGUCUUCUUACGGCUGCUAUGGCCCGCCAAUCUGGUUGUACUUCCGUGACCAUUACCGAUAUUGAUGUUGGUCGCGUGAACUAUGCCAUUGAAAACGGCUUCGCAACCCACGGAUAUGUUACCCCGGUGUCAUACCUGACUCCUUCCAACGUUCCCUCUGGGGUCUCCACCCCCGAGUCUGGUGUCAUGACCCCUGCCAGCACAUUCUCUGCUGCUAGCAGAUUUGACAAUGCCAAGGCACUCGCUGCAAAAAUCCUUGCCGUUUCCAACACCCCGGACGCAUUCGUUCAAGAAGAGGACGAGGACGGAGUGGACGUUGCGUUUGAGUGCACUGGCAAGGAGGCCUGUAUGCACACUAGCCUCUACGCUACAAAGGCGGGAGGCAAGGUCAUUAUGGUCGGUAUGGGUACCCCAAUCCAAACACUUCCUUUGUCAGUUGCCCAUCUCCGAGAGAUUGACAUCUUGGGCAUUUUCCGUUAUGCAAACACCUAUGCUACCGGUAUCCGACUGCUUUGCUCGCAGGCCCGGAACGGCCCUGGUUUCUCUCUUCCUUCGCUGGAUAAGAUGGUUACACACCGCUUCAAGGGUCUCGACAAGGCGCAGAGUGCGUUUGAGCUCGCGACGCGCACUAGCGAUGACGAUGGAAACCUGGUCAUCAAGAUCGUGAUCGAGGCUUAAAGAGGCAUACCAUUUGUGUUUUGAACGCUUUAUGACGAUAGACCGAGCGCUUUACGAUAUCCCAGCACCAGCGCCAACGCCAGCGCCAGGCUGCUAUAAAUUUGGUUGGUUUCUGAAAAGUAGUUGGCGAGUAUGAAGAUUUUGGGCUUGUCAAUUUUGCAAGGGGAUUUUAGUUUGGGAAAGGAGG